Monosiga brevicollis MX1 is the source of this 1584-nucleotide messenger RNA. RefSeq lists its product as uncharacterized. Bases 1 to 1584 code for a protein of 527 amino acids. Lineage: Eukaryota; Choanoflagellata; Craspedida; Salpingoecidae. The transcript is spliced from 2 exons. The record is from RefSeq and is a predicted model, not a curated record.
AUGGCUGCGGCAGCCAAGGGCACACAACACAAGCCUCGCCCAGAUGUCUCCCACACUUUGGACCGAGAGAAGGCCGCUGCACCUCCACCUCGAGAGGACACGCGCCGACGCCGGGCACAAGUGGAGGAACUGACGCUUCCCGCAAACUCACAAAGCAACACUUCAACGACGAUCCCCGAACAACCAGCCCAGGCACAAACAGAGGCGGACACAAAGCCGGCGCGCAGUGUGGCUCGAGGCGGCACAACUGCCAACCCAUCCUCCGAUCGCUCAAUCUUCGCCGCCUCGCUCAAUGGCGCACCGCCCCAGCGCCGGCGCGAGCCUCGCGUGAUUGCGGACCAAGCGUCUGACCCUCAUCUGGCUACCGGGACGCCACGCUUGGAGCGAGCAGAUGCACCCCCACCCGAGCCCGAGCCCGAGCUCGGAUCUCGGCCCCGCACCCGCAGCGUUCACUUUCAUUUCUCAGACCACCUUGAGGAGGAGAGCGAGACCGAUCCCUCUCCAUUGCAGACCUCGGCUACCCCUACACGUGCUUCUGCUUCCCAUGAAAAGCCCGACCCCGAAGCAAGUGUCCCGUCUGCAGCACCAAGCCGUCACUCUAGCUCUAGCCGCGCCUCGUAUGCUCGCGGUGCACGAUCUAGUGUGGGUAUGGAUGUUGAAGAGGAAAGUCCUUUUGCUCGGGUGCGACCCAGCCAAAAGCGGCAAGUUCGCCUCCCUGUGGACGAGGCCCAUGAGGACGAGGGAGCCACUGGCGACACUGGACGCAUCGUCACACGACAUGAGCCCUCCUCAUCCGUCAGCCACCACCAGGCAGACAUUGACAAGGACACCCUGCCGCGGGCUCAUCGAGUCCCUUACGAGUCGAUCUCGAGCGAGCACAUGCUGGAAGAUUCGGGAUUUGAAGUCCGGGAGCGAUCCACACUCAUCAAUCCCCAUGAUUCGGGCUUUGGCGAGGAGACUUCACCUGAACGUGGCGCCGACGUGGGUCGUUCAGCCCUGAAAUAUGGCUACAGUAUCAAACAAAAUCAGUCCUCCCCAAGCAUCCGGCCGACUCAGGCCUCGCCCCCCGGCUCACCGGUCGCAUCCGACCGUCGGCGCGUUUCGUACGGAGAACCCGCCUCCCAUGGUUCCCGGCGGGCCUCGGUCAGCGAGAUGGAGCGCGGUCGCACGCUGGGGUCCCUAACGCGACCAGGUGGAGGCCGUCGCGAGCGAUCACCGCUAGCCCACGAUUAUCGCAGCCGUUCACCCAGCCCUGGUGCGGUACUGCCGCUGCGCUAUGGGUCGCGUACGGCCACACCCUUGAGUCAGCUGAGCACGAGCGCAACCAAACCUUUGACAACUCAGCACUCAUCAUCCACAACACGCGAGUCGCAUUUGAGUCGCCACGCCUCGCGUCAACUUUCAGAGUCGGAUCCGGACUUUGCCCUGCUCAACCGUCUACGCGCGCUCGGAGCCUCACCGGAAGAAAUUCGGCUCCACGAGCACGAGCUCAAACGAAUCCGCCAGCUGGAAAAGCGUGGCAUGGGAGGCAGCCGACACCGGGUACUGAAGUACUCGGAGACGUUGUCCAUGGAGGAACGUUAG